AUGAGGACAGACAUAUUGGAUGAACCAGAAAACAAUGACAUUAUCGUCCCGGUUGAUGAUAGACCAUAUGAUCCGGUUAAGAAUGUUAACAAAAAAAAGGAAAUAUGGAGGCUAGGUGUCAUUGUCGAUGACAUGUGGAUUGUAACAAAGGGAGAAACUAAAGUUAGCAUUGAGUUAUUGGUCAGGGAUAUCAAGGGAAACACUAUUCAAGUUUCAAUAUUGGAAAAUGAUAUUGACUUAUGGAAAACAAAGUUGGCCGAAGGAAACACCUAUUACAUGCGUAAUUUUCGCGUUCAUGACAAUGAUCAGGGUUUUAAAAUGACUACGCACAAAUUUCGGUUAACAUUUGUUGGAGCCACGAGAGUUGAUGAAGCUCACAUUCCUGGAAUUCCAAAAACCCUUUUCAACUUUAAGGAUUUUUCUGAGAUUCAGUCAGACAAAUUUGAACCAGAUCUUUUAGUUGAUGCAAUUGGAGUCAUCGAAUCUAGUAAGAAGUCUGUUACUGCAACAUCCACAAAAAAAGGGAAUGUGGUGUUCACCCUGAAGGAUUUAAGGGAUAAUGUUCUACAUUUCACUCUUUGGGAUGGUUUGUCUGUGGAAUUUAUUAACUUUUACAACCAACUAACUGAUAUGGGUCCUGCUGUGAUGAUUAUCAAACAUGCACGCGUGAAGGCACCACAAGGUAAUAAAUCCUCACAAUUGUAUGAUUGCUGA
This is a messenger RNA of Trifolium pratense (red clover), 714 nucleotides long. RefSeq lists its product as uncharacterized. The record is from RefSeq and is a predicted model, not a curated record. Bases 1 to 714 code for a protein of 237 amino acids. The transcript has 5 exons. Lineage: Eukaryota; Viridiplantae; Streptophyta; Magnoliopsida; Fabales; Fabaceae.